Messenger RNA from Salarias fasciatus (jewelled blenny), 2100 nucleotides. Its product is annotated as E3 ubiquitin-protein ligase TRIM21-like. Lineage: Eukaryota; Metazoa; Chordata; Actinopteri; Blenniiformes; Blenniidae. The transcript has 2 exons. The coding region runs from base 140 to 1762 and encodes 540 amino acids. Gene Ontology annotation, molecular function: zinc ion binding; protein binding. The record is from RefSeq and is a predicted model, not a curated record.
CACCAAAUGCCGUGCAGCACCCUGGGAGCAGGUGUUGAAGAGGUGAAGCACCUUUUCUGGCUCAGUCCCAACAAGGAGACGAGAGCAGGAGGGAAGACAGCUUCCUUUCUACUCGCUUCAUCAAACACUGUGUGAAGACAUGUCUGCUGCAGAUCAGUUUCUGUGCUCCGUCUGCCUGGAAGUGUUCACCGAUCCGGUCAGCACGCCGUGUGGACACAACUUCUGCAGCGAGUGCAUCUCUGAGCUGUGGAGCGGGAAGGGCCGCUGUGACUGUCCCGUUUGCAGAAGAGUGUUCAGAACCAGGCCCGAGCUCAGCGUCAACGCCCUGCUCUCUCAGAUGGCUGCUCAGUUCAGACAUGAAGCUGGAGACAAACCCAGCGGCGGCGGCAGCUCAGAGCAAAAACCAGCAAAAGUUCUCUGUGACCUCUGCACUGAAACCAAAGCAAAGGCUCUCAAGUCCUGCCUGGUGUGCCUGGUGUCCUACUGCCAGACUCAUCUGGAGCCUCAUCUGACAGUGCCAGGCCUGAGGAAACACCGGCUGAUGGCGCCGGUGGAGAACCUGGAAGGCAGGAUGUGUCUGAAGCACCAGAAACCUCUGGAGCUGUUCUGUCAGACGGAGCAGACGUGCGUCUGCGCUCUGUGCACCGUUGGCGAGCACAGCGCUCACACGUUUGUUCCUCUGAGUGAAGAAUCUCAACGGAAGAAGGCGGAGCUGAGGAAGACGGAGGCUGACGUGCAGCAGAUGAUCCAGGAGAGACGAGUGAAGAUGAAGGAGAUCAGACAGUGGCUGAAGACGAGUAAAGCUGCUGCAGCCAGAGAGAAGGCGGAGGGCGUGGAGGUGUUCACUGCCCUGAAGGAGUGUGUGGAGAGAGGCCUGGAGCAGCUGAUGGAGAGGGUGGAGGAGGAAGAGAAAGCCAGAGAGAAACAGGCUGAAGGUCUCAUCAGAGAUCUGGAAGAGGAGAUCAGUGAUCUGAUGAAGAGGAGCUCAGAGGUGGAGCAGCUCUUCCUGUCUGGAGACCACCUCCACCUCCUGCAAGGCUUCUCCUCCCUGAAAGCUGCUCCGCCCACCAGGGACUGGACCGAGGUGGGCGUCCGCCCGUCGUCGUACGAGGGGACGGCGGCGAGGGCUGUGGCUCAGCUGGAGGAGGCUCUCCGCGGCGAGAUGAAGAAGCUGUCUGAGGCCGAGCUGAAGAGGAGGCAGCGGUCUGCGGUGGACGUGACGCUCGACGCCGACACGGCGCAUCCAUGCCUCAUCCUGUCCGACGACGGGAAGCAAGUCGGCGACGGUGACGUGGAGAAGAAGCUUCCAGACAACCCAGAGAGAUUUUCAGUUUAUCUUUAUGCGUUGGGAAAACAGAGUUUCUCUGCGGGGAAGUUUUACUUUGAGGUUCAGGUGAAAGGAAAGACUCAGUGGCGUUUAGGAGUGAGCAAAGAGUCCAUCAGCAGGAAGAGAAGCAUCAUCCCGAGCCCUGCGAAAGGCCUCUGGAUGAUGGACUUGAUGAACGGAAAUGAGUACAGAGUUCAUGAGAACCGCGGUGUCCUCAGCCUCUCUCUGAGUUCUGCUCCUGAGAAGGUGGGGGUGUUUGUGGAUUAUGAGGAGGGUCUGCUCUCUUUUUAUGAUGUCGAUGCUGCAGCUCUGAUCUACUCCUUCACCGGCUGCUGCUUCACUGAGAAACUCCGCCCAUUCUUCAGUCCCUGCUUUAAUGACGGUGGUAAAAACUCUGCUCCUCUGAUCAUCUGUCCUGUCAGUCAAACUGUCUGAUCUGCGUUUAUCAUUGAACAUCACCGACAGCAAAUAAACUGGAGAGAAAGUCACAGAUUAACUCUGAGCCGAGCUGAACUGUUCUAUGAUUUGACUGAGCAGCUGAUCGUACCUUGCUGUGAAUCAGAUUUAUGGCAGAGCUCCGUCUUGAUUGAGGACUCUGUCAGGAUAUUUUUCUUUAAAGGAGAAAUUUAAUGUAGAGAUUUGAGAAUGGAAUGUGACAGUCUAAUUGAAGAGGCUGUCUUUGAGGAUCCAAACAGAGGAAACUGUGCAAUCUACAUCCUGAUCGGAGUAUCAUUUGUGAGGAUUCUGUCUGUAAAAAAAUGCUGAAUGUUGUA